UUACUUUUAUCUCGUUUAGAUGGUAAUACUCAAGAUUUAUUAUCCAAAAACGAAAAAGAUCAAGAACAAGUCAAAACCGGUGCAAACACUUUAAGAUCUACUUUCAAUGAAAUUAAAACUGCUGUUGCUAAUUUUGGUGAUAAUAACGUUGAAACUUGUCAUAUUGAUUGGGAUUUUUGGUCCAAAGUUGUUAAUGAUUACCCAAAUGUUGCUAAAAACCAACCACUAGAUCUAGCAAAGGCAAUCGCUGAGGGUAUUCCAAAACAACUAAGAGGUAUGGUUUGGCAAUUAAUCUCAAAUUCGAAAUCCUCACGUUUAGAAGAACUAUACUAUUCUAUAAUUCUGGAACCAAGCUCAUAUGAAAAGGCUAUAAAAAGAGACUUGUCAAGAACAAGAUUUAUUGGAACAAGUAACAUGGUUGAUAAAUCAGAUGCCUUAUUUAACAUAAUUAAGGCUUACUCGUUAUUUGACCCAGAAGUCGGUUAUACCCAAGGUAUGGCAUUUAUUGCGGUUCCGCUAAUAAUGAAUAUGACAGAAAGUGAAGCAUUUUGUCUAUUAGUUAAAUUAAUGAAAACAUAUGGGUUGAGAGAAUUGUUUUUGCCAGAAAUGCCAGGAUUGCAUUUAAAAUUAUACCAAUUUGAUCGAUUAUUAGAAGAUUUGUGUCCAAAUUUAUAUACACAUUUAAUCAGACAAGGGAUUCGAUCAUCAAUGUAUGCAUCUCAAUGGUUUUUAACAAUGUUUGCAUACAAGUUUCCUUUGGAAAUUGUUUUAAGAAUUUACGAUAUUGUUGUUGCAGAAGGUACAGAAGCAGUCUUGAAAUUUGCGAUUGCAUUCAUGACAAAAAACAGUGACAAGUUGUUGAAACUAAAUUUUGAUCAAUUGUUAGAGUUUUUGAAGGAUAAGCUUUUUGACUACUAUUUGAUUGAAAAGGAGGCCAAUUCAAACACUACUGCAGUGACCACUCCAUCAUUUAAUCCAUUUGCAUUGAUUUCCCUGGUUGGACAAAAAAGCAACGUUGAAAUUACAGUAGAAUCAUACCAAGUGGAUGAUCUAGUUGCAGAUGCCAUGGUUGUCAAGAUUUUGCCAAUUACAUUGAAGAAAUACGAAUCUGAAUAUGAAGAGAUCCACAGAUUAGAAAGAGAAAGGGAAGAAGAAGUGGAUAAUUUGAGAACCAAACAGGGUCAAUUGACAAGACAAAUAAGAACCUUGGAAAAGAGCUACGAUAUGCUUAAUCAAGAACACGUCGAAGUCGCAAAUGAGAUGAUCCAGGGCAAGGUCAAAAUUGCCAAUUUGGAAGACGAAAACCGAGAAUUGAAAACCGAAAUCUCGACACUAACUGCGAAAAUCGAAGAGAUGGAGAAAACCACCAACGAUUCGAGCGACAAGUACGAAAAAGAGAGGAUGAUGAAAACCAAGGAAAUCGAGGAGGAAAUCAAGAAAACAAUGGAAAGAAACCUUGAGGUGAUGGAAGCCAACAGAAUCUUGGAAGAACAGUUGGCAGACUUGGAGAGGUCGCUUGAAAUGGCCAGCAACGAGCUAGGCCAGCUCAAG
Ascoidea rubescens DSM 1968 is the source of this 1551-nucleotide messenger RNA. RefSeq names its product RabGAP/TBC. The transcript has a single exon. NCBI's taxonomy places the organism in Eukaryota, Fungi, Ascomycota, Saccharomycetes, Ascoideales, Ascoideaceae. The annotation marks the transcript as partial. The record is from RefSeq and is a predicted model, not a curated record.